Scatophagus argus is the source of this 2690-nucleotide messenger RNA. It is a transcript of the gene il4i1, whose product is annotated as interleukin 4 induced 1. The transcript is spliced from 8 exons. Gene Ontology annotation, biological process: amino acid catabolic process. The record is from RefSeq and is a predicted model, not a curated record. NCBI's taxonomy places the organism in Eukaryota, Metazoa, Chordata, Actinopteri, Scatophagidae. Gene Ontology annotation, molecular function: L-amino-acid oxidase activity; polyamine oxidase activity. Bases 200 to 1735 code for a protein of 511 amino acids.
AUGCAGUCAGAAAACUGAAACUCUUCUUGCUUUUGCUUUCAUUUACUGUGGAGUAUAAAAGACAUCAUCUGUUGGACACAGAGUCCUAUACUCACAGUGGGGAAGUGAGUCGGAAGACCAUACAUUUGGACAAGUUUCAUUUUCGUCUCGUAACGUCAGCAGAAGUAAGAAAUCCAGUUUGUGGAGCUCCAUUGUCAAUAUGAUCCCUCACACAGCGCUGUGCAAAUUUUUUCCUUUGGCUUUAGUCGGGGUUGUGGUGUUCGCUGUGAGUGGGAUCUUUGGAGACCCUCUGUACGAGUGCCUCCAAGACACUGACUACAGAGAGCUUCUCGACAUUGUGGAUAAAGGUCUUCCCAGGACUAAAACACCCCGUCAUAUAGCCAUCAUCGGUGGGGGCAUUGCUGGAUUGACGGCGGCAAAGUUUUUAGAAGACGCUGGACAUAAAGUGACCAUCAUAGAAGCCAGUGACCGUAUUGGAGGACGUGUGGAGACGUUCAGGAACAGACAAGAAGGCUGGUAUGCAGAACUGGGUGCCAUGAGGAUCCCCAGCUUUCAUAAGAUUCUGCGGACAUUUGCAUCCAAACUACAAAUUUCCUUGAACCCCUUCAUUGAAGAUAACAUCAACACCUACUAUCUGGUGAAUGGAGUGCGUCAGAAAACCUAUGCCGUGGAAAACAACCCCGAUGUGCUCAAUUACAGCUUGUAUGAAAGAGAGAAGGGAAAAUCAGCUGCCCAGCUUUUCAGUCAGGCACUCUGGAAGGUGAGGGAUGACCUUAAAACAAUGGGCUGCGGUGCCACGUUGGAUAAGUAUGAUUCCUACACAGUAAUGGAGUAUCUGGUGAAGGAGGGCAACUUGAGUCGUGGUGCCUUGAGGAUGGUUGGGGACAUUCUGAAUGAAAACAGCCUCUUCUACACAUCACUGAUAGAGAUGCUGUACAUACAGUCAGAUAUCAAUGACAACACUGAGUACUACGAAGUGACAGAUGGCUUUGACCACCUCCCAAGAGCUUUCUACCAGGUGUUAAAUUCCACAAUCCACCUCAACUCAAAGGUCAAGCUAAUCAGUCAAACAGGCGGCAACAGUGUGACGGUAACAUAUCAAGAACGGCGUAAUCCAGGCUCAAUGACCAACCUAACAGUGGACUAUGCCUUGGUUACAGCCACAGCAAAGGCCAGCCUCUUCAUUGACUUCCAUCCCCCUCUCUCAGGAGACAAGAUGGAGGCCCUGCGCUCAGUUCACUAUGCCAGCUCCACCAAGGUGGUGCUCAGUUUCAAGGACCGGUUCUGGGAGAGAGAGGGCAUCAAAGGGGGGAAAAGCAUCACAGACCGGCCCUCUCGUUUCAUCUACUACCCCAGCCACAGCUUCCCUGGUACAAAUGCAGGGGCCCUUCUGGCAUCCUACACCUGCUCUGACGACUCCACCCUCUUCCAAGGGAUGAGCGAUGAGGACCUGAUGGCUGCAGUCCUAGAGGACCUGGUGAAAAUCCAUGGAGAGUACAUCAGGCCAAAUUGUACAGGGGGGUUGGUAAAGAAGUGGGGCUUAGAUCCUUACAGUCUGGGAGCUUUCGCCCUGUUUACACCCUACCAGAGGAAAUACUAUGCCAGAGAACUGUUCCAGAGCGAGGGACGAGUGCACUUCGCAGGAGAACACACAGCCACGCCGCAUGGCUGGAUUGAAACCGCAAUGAAGUCUGCGCUCAGAGCAGCUAAAAAUAUUAAUAGCCUUACAGUUUAGUUUUGUCUGGCAAAUGUUUUAGUUUAACAUUCGUUCCCUCAUGUUCAGUCUCAUAGGGUUUGUCUACUAUGUUGUUUCACCAAUGAAUCUUUUGAAUGCUGGUUGCUAUUCUGAUAUAUCAUGAACAUAUUUAAUGAUUUAUUUACAUACUUACAGAUUGGCUGUACAAAGUGUGUAUGUUGGCUGCCCAUAAACUGACAUUGUGAUCAUAUUCCACAAAUCAUACCAUAUAUAUAAAUGUAGUUAUUAUGAUUUAUCCUGAUCAUGAUCUGUUAUGUUGUUGGUGUAUGUAAUGAUUCAGAGGGUAUUCUAUAGAAUACUACAGAAUUCUACAGAAUAUAACUAAACUAGAGCUGCAAAUGAUUAAAACAUUGAGCACUGAUUAAUGAGCUGAAUAUUUUCUUGAUUAAAAAAAUGAAUAAUUUGCGCUAGAAAAUGUCAGAAUAUUGUGAAGAAGAUGAAAACCGCAGCUGCUUAACCAGCAAGAGUUCGGCAUUUGUGCUUGAAAAGUGACUCAGUUACUUUAUUGUUAAAGCAGUUGCUGAUAAAUAGUUUGUCAAUCAACUAAUCAGUGAGUCACCUUGAAUUUUCCUCAGGAUCAAUAAAGUAUCUAUCUAUCUAUCACUUCAGCUCCACGCUGAACACCUGUAAGACAGUGUUUAUGAGCAGCAUUGCAAAAUAAUGGCAUUUGUGUUUGAUGAAUGGCAUUCCUGAUGUGACCCCUUAAAUCAGUACUUGUCAAGUACUGUCGCACAGUAAACUGUUUCAUUUCUGUAUUUUUAUUCCAUUUCAGCUAUUUUAUAUUUCAUUUUACUUUUAGGAAAAGUGAAGGUAAAAUAUUUGAAUAAAUGAAUUGCUUUAAAUUGUCAGUUACUUGGGACCAUCACUGUUGCUUUGAAAACAUGGUAACAUCCAUCAAAAAAACUGGAGUUUUUUUUACAUACAAAUCUAAAUA